Histoplasma mississippiense is the source of this 453-nucleotide messenger RNA. RefSeq lists its product with no specific name. NCBI's taxonomy places the organism in Eukaryota, Fungi, Ascomycota, Eurotiomycetes, Onygenales, Ajellomycetaceae. The coding region runs from base 1 to 453 and encodes 150 amino acids. The transcript is spliced from 3 exons. The record is from RefSeq and is a predicted model, not a curated record.
AUGGGUCGCGCGGAGAAGGCUAAAUGCGAAGGUGAAGGACGACUCUUGCGUGAGGGGUACCUAAGGUAUUCAACGGCCAUGGUCAUCUUUGGGCCCUGGCAAAGUUGUCCGUUACGGGUUGGGUUUGAGGUAAGGAUUUUUGGUUGUGUUGGGGAUGAGGCAUGUUCGAGGGAGAGGGAUCGCUGGCAUCUUGAGCAGCGAACAAUAUCGAAGGUGGACACAACAGUCUUCGAAGACUCGGAGGAGGAGCGGGGAGUCAGUCCUGUGCUGGAGGCAUUGGAGGAAGACUCCUGCAUUGAGGCGGAAGUCGAGCUCAUCCUGUACUGGGAAAUGCGGUUUGCGUCGCGAAGAGGUCGCUGGGUGAGCGCGGAUAUUUUGAGCGAGAUAGAGAUCGUACGAGAACUCGAGAGAAUCGAAGAGAGUAGAGUGGGAGAGUUAAGAACGGGCAGAUGA